Sitophilus oryzae (rice weevil) is the source of this 1377-nucleotide messenger RNA. RefSeq names its product cleavage and polyadenylation specificity factor subunit 5-like. Gene Ontology annotation, molecular function: mRNA binding. Bases 175 to 915 code for a protein of 246 amino acids. The transcript is spliced from 5 exons. NCBI's taxonomy places the organism in Eukaryota, Metazoa, Arthropoda, Insecta, Coleoptera, Curculionidae. The record is from RefSeq and is a predicted model, not a curated record. Gene Ontology annotation, cellular component: mRNA cleavage factor complex.
GUUACUGUUCAGGUUUUGACUUUUGACAUCUAUAUUUUUUCUUCCGACCGGUUUUCGUUAUAUUUUUUAAGACAAAACUAAUUUAGACGCAAAGCGAAUACUUUAUUUUAAGGACAAACAUUCUAGCCAUAUUCUAGCAUUAAAUUGCAAUCCUACAUUUAAUUCGUGGCAGUCAUGGCUAUGAAUUCUUCGCAAGUUAAAGCUCUUCAACAGCAACAACAGAACAUAGCGGGACCAGGAGGAACGGGAUGGCCGAGACGAAACAGCCAAAAUUCUGCACAGGAAAAGAAAUUCAAAGCACCGGUAGUUGCGCCUACAUUAGCAACAAUGAACAGAAUCAUUAAAGUGUAUCCAUUAGCAAACUACAUUUUUUGUUCAAAAGAGCCUCUUUUUGAAAAGGAUCCCUCUGUACCUGCUAGAUUUCAAAGAAUGCGUGACGAAUUUGAUAGAAUUGGCACGAGACGAAGUGUGGAAGGUGUGGUUUUAGUACACGAACAUAAUCUUCCACAUGUUCUACUACUUCAGUUAGGAACCACCUUCUUUAAGCUACCUGGUGGUGAGUUAAAUCCAGGAGAAGACGAAGUUGAGGGUCUGAAAAGGUUAUUGACAGAGACGCUCGGCCACGCGGACGGCACGAAAAAAGAAUGGCACGUGGAGGACGUCGUCGGCAACUGGUGGAGGCCCAACUUCGAGCCGCCCCAGUACCCUUACAUACCGUCGCACAUUACCAAGCCCAAGGAGCACAAGCGCCUAUUUUUAGCGCAACUGCAAGAGAAGGCCUUGUUUGCCAUACCUAAAAACUACAAGUUGAUAGCAGCACCCCUGUUUGAAUUGUAUGACAACCCCCAAGGAUUUGGACCAAUAAUAUCGUCCUUGCCACAAGCGUUGUGCAGAUUCGAAUUCAUAUACAUGUGAUCUUCAAGAUAAAGAAGGAAGAAAAAAAUCGGGAACAAAAUGUGGCGUGCAAGCACAGCUCCUUUAUUUCGAAUUUUAUUUUUUUACCAAAACUUUUUACUGUCAAGACCUAAAUUAUAUAUUUUUUAUCAUAGGAAAAAGCAACAAAGUGAGACUAAAAUAGCAAAGUUAGAUCUCUGUAUUAAUUAUUAAGAAAUCAAUGGGAAAUUCUUAAAAACUUAAUUUCUAUUUUGCUAUGUAUUCAAAGCAGAUUUUAUAGAAUAAGGGAAUAUUUCUAAUUUGUUGUUAGCCAAGUGGAUACCUUUUUCCUCUAAGAGUUUAUUAAACAAAUUGUGGAAUUAUUGUAAUUGAAAAAACAAGGUUCCAGGAAUCAAUAAAUUAGAGAGAAUUGUGAACUGUAAUAAAAAUAAUAGAUUUAAGCUGUAAAUUGUUAAUUAUUACAAUAAAGAUAUAAAAUAAUGA